AUGCCGGGGGCCGGGCUGGCCGAGCCGGCCGCUCUGCGCUGGCUGGGCGUCGCGGUCGCCGCGCUCGUGCUCCUGGCCGCACUUCUCGGCAACAUGCUCGUGCUAGCCGUAGUGUGCCGGUUCCGGCGCAUGCGGUCGCCGACCAAUGUGCUGCUUGCGAGUCUCGCCACAGCCGACAUUGCCGUCGCGUUGCUCGUUAUGCCGCCUCGACUCGCCUACGACCUGGUGCGCGCCUGGCGUCUGGGCCUGCUUGCGUGCCGCCUGUGGAUCUCGUGCGACGUCAUGUGCUGCACGGCCUCCAUCCUGCACCUUCUCGCCGUGGCGCUGGACCGGUUCUGGGCCAUCACACGGCCGCUGCGCUACCGGGUGUCCCGGAGGCGCUUGGCGCUCGCCGUGGCCGCCAUCUGGCUCUGCUCGGCGGCCAUCUCGUUCGUGCCCGUACUGCUGGGCUGGCACGCUGACGGCAGCGCACCCGACGCCUCCGACUGCGGCCUGCGCGUCAACGCCGUCUACGCGCUCGUGUCGUCGCUCACCUCCUUCUACCUGCCGCUACCGGUGAUGCUGUACGUGUACUUGCGCAUCCUGCUGGUGGCCGGACGCCAGGCCCGUCAGAUCCGGCUCCUGGAGCGCUCUUUGGCUGGACCUUCCCCGGGCCUGCGGCGGAGCCUGCGCCGCCGCUCCAAGCAGCUUCUCCACGACACCAAGGCGGUCCGGUCGCUGGGGAUCGUGCUGGGCGUGUUCUGCGCCUGCUGGCUGCCAUUCUUCCUCAUGUACCUCAUCACGGCCUGCUGCCCGGCCUGCGACCUCGGCUACGAGUGGAGCUGCGCCAUCACGUGGCUCGGCUACUCCAACUCUGCCUUCAACCCUUGCAUAUACGCCUUUCUGAACCGUGAUUUCCGGGCAGCCUUCCAGGAGCUUUUGGGAUGCGGCUCUCGUCGGCGUACCGCAGACGCCAUGAUGGGGCCCGCGCGGCGACGCUCGCUUGUGAAGCCACCACCGUCGUGCGCGCACGCCGUCGCAGCGGCCGUUUCCAGCACGGCACGCGUCUCGUCCAUGGACUGCGUGAAGGACUCUGCUGAGGCCGAGCGCCGCUAGGGCCCGUCCAACAGCUGCAGCGCGCCCGACUCAGCCGUCUAGCACCGUUCUGCGCGAACUGUAGCGUGCGUUCGCGUUCAUCUGGCUGCCGCAACCAGUCGGUCGUUGUCGUGGAGAAUCAGCCCGAAGAAGGAUAUGUGAACAAGCGGCAAGUUGUCUAUCAGCGUCGUUGAUGUCAUCCAAGCGCUUGAAGAGAGAUACAUCUCUAGAGGAGGCAGACGACGAGGCAGCUGCCACUCCGUGGAUCUGCGCGGGCGGUGUGUGGUAUGUGCCAAAAAAGAAAACGUCACCCCUCCGGUGCAUUGAUGCGGAAACGAUAUGGCACCCAUAUUACGCAUUUAGGGCUGGGGAAGGGACUUAUCGUCUACGUCAUUGUAGUAUGUGUCUAUGGCGUGAAGCAUUCUACUUCAUCCCCCGUCAUUGCAUGCCCUUCAACGUUGUGGCGUGGUCCUUGUCUUAUUCGCAUCGUUCCACUAGUUGUACAGAUGUUUCGAACGUUUCUUCAUCGAAAAUGUUCGUGGGGCAUGAAGUCGAAGACGUCGACAGGUGACGAGUAGUGUGUUCAAACUAAAUAUGGCCGUGAAUGCAAUCGUGCCGAAACCAGACGAGCUGGAAUCGGCCUUGAAAUUUCGCUCGGAAACCAGGGUCCUUACGAGAGGGUCCGACAGAAAUGCGACCGCAAGAAAUACGUGAGUUGGCUCAAACAAAAUUCCUAGACCUUCGUCACUCGUCGGUUCCAGCACUCCGGGACACUGGAAAACAAAUGUACUUGCUGUGAAAACUGCCCUUCAGAGUGCAAUAUUGCGUGAUGAAGAACUGAUGAACUGUUUGGACGUGUACGAAGCAGCAGGCACUGCUUUGUGCACGUCCAAACACCGCGCUCUCCGGUCCAGCUCGCCGUGCCCUCAUACGCGGAGGGAAUCGUGGAACGGAAACCUUGCUCUAUCUUCUGUUUAAUGAACGUGUAUUGGCGUAGUUAAUAAAAGGGACACUCCCAGAA
Dermacentor andersoni is the source of this 2095-nucleotide messenger RNA. Its product is annotated as beta-3 adrenergic receptor-like. NCBI's taxonomy places the organism in Eukaryota, Metazoa, Arthropoda, Arachnida, Ixodida, Ixodidae. The record is from RefSeq and is a predicted model, not a curated record. Gene Ontology annotation, cellular component: plasma membrane. Gene Ontology annotation, biological process: positive regulation of MAPK cascade; adenylate cyclase-activating adrenergic receptor signaling pathway. Gene Ontology annotation, molecular function: G protein-coupled receptor activity.